GUCGCCAAUGAUAUUAGAAUGUCGUAAAGUGUCGAAACGCGAGUGUGCGUGUAGCAGCGCUGCCUCACAUACACAUACACACACAUAGCAGCGCAUUAAUGGACUCCGCGGAUCGGCAGGAAUGGUGACUCGCAGCCGAGGGCAAACGGGGAGGAAUUUUUGCCACAUAUCACCAUUAAAUAAGACGUCCUCUCCGUACGUUUAGCUCACCGUGGCAUAUUUCGUGUGAUAUUCUGAGUGGCGCGUAUUUUCUCGUAUAUUUAAGGCGAAAUCGUCGAAAUAAACGUCAGUUAGCGGGGAGGCUAAAGCGCUGGGCCUCUCUCUCGGGUUUGUGAGACUGUCAGUUUCACACAAGCUGACGUUCGCUCGCUUCCUCGAUACUUUUCUACUUCUCUCGACGAAUAUUGGGUUCCGUAGGCUCUGGAAAGGACAUUAAGGCUUAUUGUGACAGUUUUGUGAAGUGUUAGAGAUUGCUGUCUCCAAUGGAACCGUAUGACUCAGCUUAUUUAGCCUUGGUGUUGCAUGCAAGCUAGUCACUAUGAAGAGUGAUAUUCCGUUAGACGCACGCCGCAAGCAGGAGACCCUGAAGGGUCCUCUGGCUAACCCUGAACCCAUGGAGACGGCCAAAAGCUUCCCUCCUGAGAUGGAGGUGAUUGGCAAGGCAGGAAGCGAUUUUCCUUCUCCUCUCUGUGCUGAGACCAGGCACCGGCCUUCACGUGAUGCCGCAGGUCGCAGAGACUGCGAAAGAGGUCUAUCUGGACGCAAAAAGCGCAAGAGCCAGCAGCCAGGCCCCUCGUAUUGUUCUCUGAAGGACGGGCAAGUGAGUGAAACACCCCUUACUCCUCCCCGGCAUAGGCCGAUGCUGUUAGAUCCACGUAGCGAGGACGAGAGGAACCCAGAGUCCUCGUUGAGCGACUGUGCCUCCUCGCCCUCCUCCAGCCUUCGGUUUGGUGACUCGGACACUCUCAGCUCAGAGGAGGAGGGCGGGUCCACAGGUGGUUUAAUGACAGUCAGACCGCAGCAACAGCUCAAGUCUCCUGGUUCAGGCUCUACCGGCAGCGCCGGAGGUGGUACAGGCACGGGAGUUGGCAUGAGGCCCCUAUUGGCUCGGACUCGUGCCAGCAGGUCACAUAAGUGGGCGCGGCUUGAGCCAGAGACCAAUCACGUGAAACGUCCAUGUCUUGGCUCACGCAGGCUGUUACACAGGAAACGUUUUGUAAAGGGUGGGGCAGGAGGCGGGGCCCAGCGGACUCCGAAGCAGAGGGAGCGAUUACUGCUGCAGAGGAAGAAGCGAGAGGUGAUCGCACGGAAGAAAUACGCCCUCCUGCACAGUACCAGCAGCUCCAGCGAGGAGCUGACCUCUGACUCCUCCUCUCCUUCCUCCACGGAGGCAGAGGAUGAACUGUACGUGGAUGUUAGCAGCAGUAGCAGCCAAGCCAGCACUGCGGCUGUGGCCUCAGGUGUGCUGGAUGAGGACGUUGUUGUGAUUGAAGCGACACCUGCACCCGCAGUGCCUGCGAAUGAAGAGAUCAACGUCACCUCCACAGACAGUGAAGUGGAGAUUGUUACCGUUGGAGAUGCCUUCAGGCCACGCUCAGUGGGAAGUCAUGGCAGGAUGCACUGGGGUCCCAGCUGUUCCCAGAACCGAGCUCAGGAGGGGCGUGGCCGCCAUCGCCUGUCCACAGUCAUCCAGCCACUCAGGCAGAGUGCUGGAGAGGUGGUGGACCUCACCGUGGACGAGGAUGAUCUUUCAGUUGUGCCAACCACAUCUGACAGCACACACCCACAGCCGGUCAGUUCUUCCUCAUCAUCUUCCUCUUCUCGUAAUGCCUGUACCUCAGAAUCGCCGCAGGAGGGUCCUGGUGCCUCCAGUAGCUGCUCGGCAGCUGCCCCUGAUAGCACACUGGCAGCUCAGAGCCACAGUGGAGUGCCAGGACCAAGAGUUACCAACACCACUGCCACUGAAGAUGACAACAGAAGAAACAUGUCGGCUGAGAACGGUGGAGUGGCGAUGCCCAGGUUACCCUCCUGUUGCCCCCAGCACUCUCCUUGCAGCGGACCCUCUUCAGGGCACCUCUCCCUGGGACACACCCACUCGGGCUGCCUACAGGGUGGGACUACACAGCAGUCCGGCUCCACGCAGUCCGGCGCCCAGCACUCUCACAGUCACUCGCACCACUUUCACCACCACCAUCACCCCACACCUGUCCCCCCUUCCCUGCCCUUCCCAGAGUCCAGCUGCCCGUUGGAGAGACCCACUGCCUUGCCUGCACCCUGUGGAGGGGUGAGCAUCAGCAACCAGUAUCAUGACCAGACUCUGCCUGUGGAUCUCAGUAGCAGUGCUGUGCGUAGCAGCGGAUCCAGCAGCACAGGGUUCCACAGCACAUCUGCCUUCGACCCCUGCUGUCCUGGUUCCACCUCCCGGCCUCCUGCCUACGUUUCCCAGGCUGCACCUUUACCCAGCCAGCAGACUGUGGUCGACUCAUUCAGCUCAGCCAUAGUGGGCCAACCUCAGCCCCAGCCUCCUCAACUCUCCUCCUGCAGGCACUACAUCCAUCCUCCCUAUGGCCCACUGCCACGCCCCCUUCACCACCAGCCCCCCUCCUCCUGCCCUCACUCCCACGGCAAUGCCCCCCCCCCUCAACAGCCUCCUUCGCAGGGAGACUAUAUCAUCCCACACCCUGUCCUCCCUUUCCACACCCCACUGCCCUCUCAUGCCCCGGGGCACUCUGUGCCACCGGCCCCUCCACCUUCUCUUCCUGCCCACCAUCUACCAGGCUCCAGUGCAUCUCUGCCUCAACAUCUUCCACCUGAGCACCAGGCGCUGCAGCACCACCUGCCCUCCGUUCUAGGCCCCAACCCUGUCCAGCGGCUCCACCAGCAUGACAUACUUCAGAGAAUGGAGGUUCAGAGACGCAGAAUGAUGCAGCACCCAACGCGAGCACACGAGAGGCCACCGCCACAUCCCCACAGAAUGCACCCUAACUAUGGUCACGGGCAUCACAUUCACGUCCCACAAACCAUGUCAUCGCACCCUCGGCAGGCUGACCAGAGGACUGCAUGGGAGCUGGGCAUUGAGGCUGGUGUUACUGUAUCUCCCUACCCUUCGGGGGGACACCUACACCAUCUUCCCCACUAUCACCCUCCACCCAGACUGCACCAUCUCCCCCUACAUCUGGUGCACACUGGCAUGUCUGAAGUGACCUAUCCGCACAUCCGUUACAUAUCUUCCAGAAUGACCUUUGGACGUACCUAUGAGGAUCUGCUGCAUUUAGAAGAGCGACUGGGGACUGUGAAUCGUGGAGCCUCUCAGGGAACCAUAGAGAGGUGCACCUACCCACACAAGUACAAAAAGAAGGUGGUGGAGAGAGACACUGAGGAACAGUUAGCACCUGAAGCAUGGGCAUCUGUGGGGAAAAAUAUGCACUCAACCUCAAACUCGAGAAAGCUGCAUGGGAAGCAAGAGGAAGAGGAGGGGGCAGAGGAAGACACGGAGGAGAAAUGCACCAUCUGUCUGUCUAUACUGGAGGAAGGGGAGGAUGUCAGGCGCCUUCCUUGUAUGCACCUCUUCCAUCAACUGUGUGUAGAUCAGUGGCUCCUCACAAACAAGAAAUGCCCCAUCUGCAGAGUGGACAUCGAGGCUCAGUUAUCUCCAGAGAGUUGAUGCUAUUUUUCUCGCUAACCUUUUUGUUGGACAUUUAUUUGUUUCCUUUUUAUUUUCGUCAGUAACGCAUUCAACCAAAGACGGCAUGAAAUACCUGCGCAACUAUGGGAGAAAAAAACAACAAUCCACAAAAAAAGCAUCAAGCCUAGAGUGCCAGCUAUCAUGUAGUACCAGUACAGCUAGAAACAACAUCUUCAUCAAGGGUUUUGAAUUGUAUUGUAUUUAUAAAGGGUUUAUGUAGCUUUUGUUUUCAUAAGUGUCAUUGUAUUUUAUUUUUGCAUGGUUCCUUGCAAUGCAUUUCUUUGCACAUAUAAUGAAAUAGGCCUCCUAAGGCCUGAGAUCUUGCAGGUGAGGAUUGCUGCUCUGGUAAAGAAGCAUUUUUACAUACCUGAUGCCUUGCUUUACUGGAAUAGAAUGUCAACCUCCAUUUUUGAACAUUGCAGGACUCAAUUCAUUGAUCAGUAUAUUGAUUAGUUUUAUGUUUUAGACAAUGUGAUCUGAAAUAGAACUUUUAAGUGAGUCAAGACAUUCCUUAUUUAGGAAAUGAGAUCAUGGAUAAGAGAUCAGCUGCUGUAAAGGUGUUCACAUUCUCACACAAGCUCACUCUUAACACCGGAACCUGGGCUGGACUCCAUUCCAUUUCACUUCAGCUCGUGACCAGAACUAACCGAAUUCAGGAAAUUUGAUGUUAAAGAAAAUGUACUAUGAAUUUUUUACUUUUAUUCAUUAGAUCUUUAACUGAUUGAAUUGAAAUGCAUUCAACUCCAGCCCUGAUGAGAACCAACUGCACACGUCAACUUGGACGUUCACAUGGUCGUGUUCCAUCAGUCUCCUCUCUGCACCUCAAUCUGGCGGCUCGUGUAACACUUCACCUAAUGUAUUUUCAAAGAGAAAGAAAUAUAUGAAUGUCACCUCUCUGUAUUCUAGUUGUUGUUUUUGUAUUAUAAUCAAGUUGGACUUUUAAUUAGAUAAAGGAGGAAGUUUAAAUUCGCAAAUGUGGAGUACUGGGAAACAGAUUAUUUAUUUCAUCAAGGUCUCCUAGCCUUGUUCAUUUCUCUCUCAGAAUUGACUCGUUAGCUUUUUUCUCAGAUAUUGUCAUUAACACAUUUGUUCUGCAACUGGGCAAACCUGUUUUUUUUCUUCAGUUUUUUAACAUGCUCUUUUUUUGUGUGUCUGACAGUGAAAUCCUAACACUAAUAUUAAUCACAACUAGCUAACUUGCAUAUACUUGCACAUGAGAGACAAAAGCCAGGAGUGCUGCGAGAAUGAGAGUGCGCUGAGGCUGUGUAUUUCCUCUCUGAUUGCCCAACUAUGAGGAAAAACUGUAAUAAUUUUGAAUGGAGUGUUGGAAUGCAGUACUUAAUGGCAGGUGUCCAUGCAUUCAUAGACUUAAUGGUUCCAGGAUGAUAUUCCAUGGGAUUUAUAUUAGUUUUAAAAUAAUGAAAUUAAUAAAGUUAGGUAACUCUUUAA
Messenger RNA from Triplophysa rosa, 5134 nucleotides. It is a transcript of the gene rnf111, whose product is annotated as ring finger protein 111. Gene Ontology annotation, biological process: positive regulation of DNA-templated transcription; positive regulation of transforming growth factor beta receptor signaling pathway; ubiquitin-dependent protein catabolic process. The record is from RefSeq and is a predicted model, not a curated record. The coding region runs from base 539 to 3664 and encodes 1041 amino acids. Gene Ontology annotation, molecular function: SUMO polymer binding; SMAD binding; ubiquitin protein ligase activity. Gene Ontology annotation, cellular component: nucleus; cytoplasm. The transcript has 15 exons. Lineage: Eukaryota; Metazoa; Chordata; Actinopteri; Cypriniformes; Nemacheilidae.